Messenger RNA from Cadophora gregata, 2577 nucleotides. RefSeq lists its product as uncharacterized. The record is from RefSeq and is a predicted model, not a curated record. The transcript is spliced from 4 exons. The coding region runs from base 1 to 2577 and encodes 858 amino acids. Gene Ontology annotation, cellular component: nucleus. Lineage: Eukaryota; Fungi; Ascomycota; Leotiomycetes; Helotiales; Ploettnerulaceae. Gene Ontology annotation, biological process: regulation of transcription by RNA polymerase II.
AUGGAUGACCAUCGUAAUGGAGAUGAGGAUUUCAAUAGCUCCGACAUGGAGUUCGAGGAGCGACCGAACCCCUUCUGGGCCGCCGGUCUCGAGAGCAUCGAAGCCAUCAUGGAUCAAGCCCUGGAGGAUAGAGUCAGCUCUAAGAAGAUGUCCAAGACUUUAACUCACGCAGAAGGUUCGCCCAAGACAGAGUACAUCACAGCGCUCUGGAUGAACCGCUUCAAGGCUUUCCGAACACACACGCUCAAAAAGAAAGCUGAAGAAACACCGAUUGGAGCUGAAAUUGAAAGAUUCCUUGCAUCCAUGAUCACCAAGGUCAAGCCUGUUGGUAAUGAAGUUCCCAGCCUAUCUUGGAUCAGAAUGGGCUUCCGCCGUAUCCUUAUGGGCUUGCUUUUCCAGUACUCCAAGUUUACCCUCUCGGCUCAUGAGCGAGUCCGAAUCAAGUCCGCCUUCGAACAAUUCUUGAAGGACGGCUUGAUCACGCGAAAACCAAGCAGAGAGGCCCAAUGGGUUGGUGCUUUUCUGGUGAGUCGACUAGUUGGCGCAUUACUUCAGCAAGCCCUUGCUGAAGGAACUACCAAUUGGGACAAGACCAUACAAAAGGCUUUGUCCAUGGUAUUGAUCGCAGCCCUUUCAUGUCGCUGCGGAGACAUCAUGAAAACUCAGUCAGAAACCCACGAGCUGCCCUUUUUGUGCUACGAUGACAUUACCAUCAAGCUGGUGGGUGGGCACGGCUUGGAGAACUUGGUUGCUACAGUGGUCAUUCGCAAUGAAAAGACGAAGAAGUUCAAUCCGCGAAAGAAUCGAAAAGUACUUUUGCGCGUCCUCUCUGAGCGGCAACACAAUUUUCUGUGCCCCAUCAAGAUGGUGCUCGUCAAUGCGAUGAGGCUCGGCGCUGUUCAAGGAACUAUUGAACAGAUUCUUGCCCGCACUGCUGCUCGAAAUGACAAGACUAUACAAUGGGCAACUGGAAGGGGCCGCAGUCCGGUACUGUGUGGUUUCGAAACCGCCGCACAUCUUGUGAUCAUCGACAAGCCUGCCAUGGUCGACCAAGUGCGCGACACAGUGGCUCGAGCAGGUUUGCUCGCAGGAAUACUGAAGCCCAUAGUCCCACACGACAUGCGAAGAGGAGCUGCGAAGGACACUGCAAACCUCCCAAUUGACCCUACAGCACCAACAGGUCUCGCCAGCGACGUCGUUGCUGCAGAGCUGGGCCAGACAAACAUCACUUUGCAGAGGGGCGUAACCCGCGACUACGUAGGCGCUGCCACGGUCAACAACUGGUCUCGAAGAGUCAGUGCCAACAUUCAGGAUCCAUUUGGGACGGAGGUAACAGACAAUUUGUACAAAAAGCAAAGAAUCACUCGCGUUGAGUGGCUGAAGAAGUACAACGAAGCUGGUGUGGACCCAAAUGAUCGCAAGGCAACGAGACAACUGAGAGACAGUUUUCACAACCACCUCGAGAAUCAAUGGAGAUCAGGUGGAGGAGAAGGACCAAGUUCUAGGCCAGCUCUUCUCCCGCAGUCGGCAACGGACGUUAACAGCAAAGCCAACAUGCGAAAGCGCCCCAAGCCAACAAAUGAGCCAAAGGCACUUUCGGAGAGUAGCAUGCAAAGCAUUGACACCCCUGCUCACUUUCUCGGUCCAAUCACUGCAACCGAAAAUCUCCAUGCUGCGGGUGACGAUGAAGAUGAGGCAGACUUCCAGUCUCGUCUCGAUCCUCGACUUCGAUCUGCCGCACAAAACAUCACUCAACUCGUUGGAGGAGAUGUGGAGGGAGAAGAAGUGUCGAAUGAAGAGAUGGAGGAGAUUGUUUUCGAUGCAUUGGAUGCUCCUCUUCAGACGCCGUCUGUUCUCGUGGUACCCGGAAUGGAUUUUGUAUCCUUUCUCUCUCGAAUCAAUGUGGUUGCGAACAAGAGAAUUGCUUCGACCAAAUCAAAGGCUAUCCCGAAUACUUUCCGUGGGAAUGGAAAGGAUGAGCCAGUUUUGUUCCAGUAUCGCUGCCAGAAAAACAUGGGAUGCGAAUACACUUCGGAUAAUUCUUAUGCUCUUCUUGUUCAUGAAAUCAGAUGCACAGUCGAGAGAAUCGCUAAAGUCAGCAUUGAGAAGACUUUCAUCUGUCCUGUUGAAGGAUGUACCAGCAGUUUCGACAAUGCCAUAGCAUUGAAGAUGCACGAUGACAAUACGCAUCGCUGGGUACCACGAGCUUGCAAGAACAAAGACUGCGAUGCAGCCGUUUUGUAUGAUUCCUACAAUGCUUGGACGAAGCACCGGAAAGAGGCACAUCCCUCGUGGACUCCUAAGGGCUGCCCAGUGGAAGAUUGUCUCUCCUCUGUUCAGUUCAAGACGGCACAAGCACUCAAAACGCAUCUCCAAGUCAGCCAUCAAAUCACCGACAAAGAUGUGCUGAAAAGCCAUACGUAUGUGAGAACACGAAGCUACGUUCCACAGAGCUGUUCAUUCCCCAGCUGCCAACAUCCUACACAGUUCAAGGAAAAAAAGGCAUACAUUGCCCACCUGAAGAAAGUCCAUGAAGUGGAAAAGGAGGAUGCCUCGCCUUAUCUCACACUCGAGUAA